CUCUACUUUUUCUCUAUGUUCUUUGUGGGAGCAACGAAUCCGUUCCCAGAUCAUACCAUUUUCCAAACUCCGACGUCAGGUGUGCGCUGUGCUUCGCGGGACCCAGCAGUGGCUCCCGCCGCUAUUUCAACCUCUCAGCAGUUUAACAGAUCGCCGUCCUUCGUAGUUCGUUCUCUCCGGAGUGUGCCGCCGUAGAACAUUGGGAUACGCUAUCGGAUUCUGAAACGGAAACCCUAGCUCCACCAAUCCUUGAGCAUCUCCGUUUGCUGUUCCACGCUAUUCAUGCUGUGAAUAGCUCAUUUGCUUUCAUUUUCUUUUGGAGGUCACAGGAGUGGAGAUUAGCCGAUGGCGCUUAUACCCCGCUUGUAUACUUGCCAAAAUUUUCAAUCUGAGAUGGCGAGUGGCUUGCAGUGCAAUGCUAAUUCGAUGAUGAUCAGUCUUAGACCAAAGGUUGAAGUUGUGUGCUAUUCGUCUUUCGUGAGGAGCGCCAAGAGGAAGCAACAGGGCCUGCGCUUGGAGUUUCCUGAAGUAGAGCGAGGGCGUCAAGUCACUGUAGCAGCGAGUCCUCCAGCGGAGGAUACAACUGUGUUGACUCAACCUUUGACAAAAGAAGAUCUUGUUGCCUAUCUUGCUUCUGGCUGCAAGCAAAAGGAGCAAUGGAGGAUAGGUACAGAACAUGAGAAGUUUGGCUUCGAAGUUAAAACACUUCGCCCUAUUAGCUAUGAACAAAUUGCAGCCUUGCUAAAUGGAAUUGCUGAGAGAUUUGAAUGGGACAAAAUUAUGGAGGGGGACCAUGUCAUUGGACUUAAACAGGGAAAGCAAAGUAUCUCACUUGAACCUGGUGGCCAGUUUGAGCUUAGUGGCGCACCCCUUGAAACUUUGCAUCAAACCUGUGCAGAAGUCAAUUCACAUCUUUAUCAGGUAAAAGCUGUGGCUGAGGAAAUGGGCAUUGGUUUCUUAGGAAUUGGUUUUCAGCCAAAAUGGGCGUUGAAGGAUAUUCCUAUUAUGCCUAAGGGAAGGUACGAGAUAAUGAGAAACUACAUGCCAAAAGUUGGGUCUUUGGGACUUGAUAUGAUGUUCCGCACCUGUACUGUUCAAGUCAAUCUAGACUUCAGUUCUGAAUCAGAUAUGAUCAGGAAGUUCCGUGCUGGUCUUGCUUUGCAGCCCAUCGCAACUGCAAUAUUUGCAAAUUCACCAUUUACUGAAGGAAAACCAAACGGUUUUCUAAGCAUGAGAAGCCAUAUCUGGACUGAUACUGAUAACAACAGGGCCGGAAUGCUUCCUUUUGUUUUUGACGACUCUUUUGGGUUUGAGGCAUAUGUGGAUUAUGCUUUAGAUGUUCCCAUGUACUUUGUCUACCGCAAAAAAAAGUAUAUAGAUUGCUCCGGAAUGUCAUUUCGGGACUUCCUGCAUGGCAAGCUUCCUGCAAUACCUGGGGAGCUACCAACACUUGUUGAUUGGGAGAAUCAUCUAACAACAAUUUUUCCUGAGGUGAGACUGAAAAGGUACUUAGAAAUGAGAGGUGCAGAUGGAGGGCCUUGGAGAAGAUUGUGUGCUUUGCCAGCAUUUUGGGUUGGUUUGUUAUAUGAUGAGAUUUCAUUACAAAGUGUUUUAGACAUGACUGCUGAUUGGACUAAAGAAGAAAGACAAACAUUAAGGAUUAAGGUACCAGUGCUUGGUUUGAAGACGCCAUUCCGGAGCGGGCUGUUAAGAAAUGUAGCAGAAGAUGUUUUGGCACUAGCUAAGGAUGGCCUGGAAAGAAGGCUUUGUAAGGAAGCUGGUUUUUUGAAUGAAGUCACGGAGGUGGUUGCAACAGGAGUAACACCUGCUGAGAAGCUCUUAGAGAUGUACAACAGAGAUUGGGGAUGCAGUGUAGAUCCAGUUUUCCAGGAAUUGUUAUAUUAGCUUUUUUUUACCCCUAAAUUUUCCCUAUUUUUUUCUUGGGAAUAAACUACGAUUGUCUUACAUCUCAAAUAAUUGAGCUCUGGUCUCUAGCUGCCUAUUUCUGCUGCUUUGGACGGAAGCAAGCAUGUUAUUGUCGAUAGCUAUCAACCAAGAAUUUGUAAACUGAAAUCUUAAUAUUGGUUUCCUGUCUUUACCAGCAGAGAUAGUUUGGUAAACUUUAGUGAAACUAUUGUUGUUGGCGAUAUCCUCUUAUAUUCUGAAACAACCGAUUUUUCACUCUUGGAACAAUAUGUAAUAUAUGAUAUAAGUAAUUC
Messenger RNA from Dendrobium catenatum, 2219 nucleotides. Its product is annotated as glutamate--cysteine ligase, chloroplastic. The record is from RefSeq and is a predicted model, not a curated record. Gene Ontology annotation, biological process: glutathione biosynthetic process; modified amino acid biosynthetic process. Gene Ontology annotation, molecular function: glutamate-cysteine ligase activity. Lineage: Eukaryota; Viridiplantae; Streptophyta; Magnoliopsida; Asparagales; Orchidaceae. Bases 346 to 1905 code for a protein of 519 amino acids. The transcript has 16 exons.